AUGGCAGAAGGAGAGGAAGAAAAGUUAGUUGAUGUGCCAAUAGUGAGAGAAUUUCCUGAUGUUUUACCUAAUGAUAUCCCAGGAUUACCCCCAGAACGAGAAUUAGAAUUCAGUAUUGAUUUGGUACUAGGAGCUGUGUUCAUGGGUUAUAGGAAUCAAAUUUUUCAUCCUUUUCUAGAUAAGUUUGUAGUUAUAUUCAUUGAUGACAUCCUUAUAUACUCAAAGAGCAAAGAAGAGCAUGUUGAACACUUAAGAAUUGUGCUACAAAUCUUGAAGGAAAAGCAAUUGUACGCAAAAUUGUCUAAGUGUGAGUUUUGGCUAACUGAAGUAAAUUUUCUUGGGCAUGUCAUUAAUAAAGGAGGAAUAGUUGUUGAUCCAACUAAGGUUGAGGCAGUCUUGAAGUGGGAACAACCAAGGACGGUCACUGAAAUAAGGAGUUUUCUAGGAUUAGCGGGAUACUAUCGAAGGUUUAUUGAAGGUUUUUCUCGAUUGGCCUACCCAUUAACCAAGUUGACACAAAAGGGACAGCCUUUUGCGUAG
This is a messenger RNA of Abrus precatorius (Indian licorice), 540 nucleotides long. RefSeq lists its product as uncharacterized. NCBI's taxonomy places the organism in Eukaryota, Viridiplantae, Streptophyta, Magnoliopsida, Fabales, Fabaceae. The transcript has a single exon. The coding region runs from base 1 to 540 and encodes 179 amino acids. The record is from RefSeq and is a predicted model, not a curated record.